UGCUCCGCGUUUCCGCGAAGAGGACUGAGCCCAACGCUCUGCCCAGCGGAGCCUCCAGGCCCCUGCGUGCCGCCCUGCGGGCAUCUGGCUCGCGCCCAGCGGAGGGGCCGCCCCCGAGUGCAACCCCGGGGGCGCAGAACCGGGUGCGGAAGGGCGCCGGCGGAGCCCGGCUGCAGGCGGCGGGGCCGCGGCCACGCGUCCCCGACUGUAGCGGCGACAAACUGCCAAGAUGUGAGCGCGAGGAAGGACUCUCGAGAUGACGAGGAUGCUCUGGGGCCACGACGCCUGUGCCGGUAGACCGCUCGCCCUGUGUCUCCUGGGGAGCAUCUGCCUCAUGUCCGGGGCGCCGCAGCCUCUGCCCGAACUCUCCGACGGGCCCUGUGACAUUAACAUGGUGCUCAGGAACUUCCGGCCGGUCAUAUCGUGGAAACUGAGAAGCGUUUCCAUCGCGCCCACCCACUACACACUAUGGUACGCGAACAUGAGCGACAGGAAGGACAUGGAGGUGGUCGAGCACUGCGCCAACAUCACCAGCCUGUCCUGUGACGUCACGGACCUGUGGGCCGACGUGUCGGAGAUGUACGAGCUGCAGCUGGUGGGGUCCCGGGGGAACGCCACGGCGGUGCAGUGUUUCCGCAACAUCUUCCCAGAGCUGGACAUGCGCCUGGAGCCCCCCGAGUUUGAGGUCGCUGGCUUCACGGACCACAUUCGUGUGACCCUGCUGCUCCCCGAGACCCUGCCCAAGGGGCCCCAGGAUCAGGAACUGUGGAGUCACUUCCCGCUCAUCAUCGAAGAGCAGCUGGAGGGGAUCGCGAAGAAGCAUAAACUCAAAAUAAAUGAGGACACCAAAGGGAAUUUCACUUACAUCCUUGACAAGUUAAUUCCCAACACAACCUACUGCGUGUCUGUCUACUUCAACCCCAGGAACGUGGAGAAUGUCAUCAGGUCUCCCCAGAAGUGCACCCACCUUCCACCGGCGCGGCAGUCAGUGUCACCGGAAUCAGCCAUAAUCGGAGCCUUCAUGUCCGUGGCCUUCGUCGUGGCCGUCGCUGUGAGCGCCCUGAUGACACUGAGACGGGUGGGCUACAUAUGCUUACGGAGCGUGCCCCCCAAAGUGCUGAAUUCCGCCGUGGACGUGUUUUGCACAGGCUGUCUUUUCCUUCCAGACGACCCCGUGGGACGCAAACCCGGAGUGCGCUCACCUUGUAGAGAGAGGAGGCCGUCGGUGGUGACGCCGGCGGUGGGGACCCGUCAGGGCACACACCGCCGCAGGGCCCCCCGCUGCCUCUCGCUGCCGCCGAGGUCCCUUCCGCCUGGGGGAUGUCCCCGCGCCUGGCGCCUGCUCCCGCGUGUGCACCCGUCCCUGUCAGCGAAACCAGCCUCUCUGCCUUCCCUCCUCUGCGGGCCGCCCGGGCGCCGAGUCUCCGCCCGUGGGCCGAGCCGAGCCCCACACGUUUCAGAGAGGCCCCCCACGGCCCGUCCCCUCAUGUGUCACUCCCCUGUCCCGCCGCUUUCUGUCUACAGAAAACUUGCGCAACUUUUCCUUCAGAAAUUCCUGUGUUUCUGUGUUGGAACUGACUCACCUCAUCUCAUUCCUCACCAGCUGCGUCCUUGAAUACUCCCUCCAGGGCUGACAUACUGUAUUUUCUGAACCAUAAGACACACCUCGGUUUUAGAGGAGGAAAAUAGGAAAAAACUUUGGAAGCAAAAAAUAUGAUAAAAUACUUAAUAACAUCAAUAAUAUAAUAUUUCACCAAUGUAAAUGUGAAGCUACAUUCGGACCAUAGCGCACCCCCAUUUUCCUCCCAAAUUGGUGGGGGGGGGGUGUCUUAUAGUCUGAAAAAUACGGUAUUUAUAUUUUUCUCUUUCUUGUUUUUAUUGGGUCAGUGGGUUGGGGGAGGACUAUUGGUUGGUUCGGUAUUUGUACUUUUAGAGAUCUUUAACUGCCCCUGGGAUUUGAACUUGGCAUUGGGCUGUGCCUUAGGAGAUGCGGACGGGACGCUCUGUGCCACGUUUCAUCCACAGUGACACCGUCGUGUGGAAGGCAAGACUGGGAAUGUUCCAGAAGGCAGUGUAGGGGCUCUUUGUGGCUUUGGGAUGAGGAAGCUUCCCAGACACACACACAAAAAAGCAAAAACCGUGAGGGAGGGAACAGUGAUACAUUUUCGUACAUUAAAACUAAGAAUUUCCUUUUCUCAAAUGCCAUCAUCAGCAGAGCAAAACGAUGAAACCACAGACUGGGGGGAAGUGUACGUAACAAUCAUUGACGAACGAGUAGCAUUCGGACAGUAUAAGAGCUCCCGUGAAUCCAUGAGAAAAGAGAUGAACACCCCAGCAGAAGAAACCCCCCCACCACCACCAAGGCCGGGCCUGGGCACAGCAGGGAGGAGCCAGUUUGCGGAGCGGGGCAGCCGGGGCAGGCUGCGGGCAGCCAGAGACCAGCGGGGUGCGGAGCCCACCCUCCGCGUGGCAUGGCCGGCCCGGCCCGUCGUCGCCUGGAGACUCAGCCGCCCCUGUUCUCCUGGGCUCUCCCACCUCUGCCCCUGGAGCGCUUUCCUCCAGGGGCUGGAAGAGAACGCUCCCAGUCUCUGUCUUCCUGGGCCCUCUGGAGGCCAGUCCAGGGGGGGCUUUGACGCCCCCACACAUGCAGUCGGCUCCCCACAGUCUCUCCUCACCCACAGUCCCCUGAUACCCUCCGGAGUGGCCGUCUGUCCAGCCCGCAGGAGCACGACGGGAGGCCAGAGGGAGAGCGGGCUGGGCUGCCUGCCUGGUUUGGAAGCCAGGCCCCAUCUGGGCCGGCUUCCUACCUGUCGGCUUCCCUCCUCCCCUGCAGACCGGGAGCGGGACUGGGAAGCCUGCGUCCCCGCGUGGUCGUGAGGGCGAAAGGACCCGUCGGCGCUCGGCGCAGAACCCGCCCACCGCGGACACUCUAGCACCCUUAGCUCCGGGCACUGCCGCCGCCGCCACCCCCGGCCUCCCCCCUGCGCGGUCCGUCUCCUUCAGCUUUAUGACGGUGGAGAGGAAGGACAAACACAACUGAUGGGCUCUCUCUCUCUCCCUCCC
Phyllostomus hastatus (greater spear-nosed bat) is the source of this 3063-nucleotide messenger RNA. RefSeq names its product interferon alpha and beta receptor subunit 2 (gene IFNAR2). The record is from RefSeq and is a predicted model, not a curated record. Lineage: Eukaryota; Metazoa; Chordata; Mammalia; Chiroptera; Phyllostomidae. Gene Ontology annotation, molecular function: interleukin-22 receptor activity; protein binding. The coding region runs from base 257 to 1615 and encodes 452 amino acids. The transcript has 9 exons.